This is a messenger RNA of Miscanthus lutarioriparius, 1746 nucleotides long. NCBI's taxonomy places the organism in Eukaryota, Viridiplantae, Streptophyta, Magnoliopsida, Poales, Poaceae. The record is from the annotation of a GenBank genome assembly.
AUGGACAAGAUACAAUCUGAUUGCCCUUAUCCUGGAUGCUUCUUUUGUGUUAUGAAGGAGGCAAACCCUAGUAAACGAAGAGCAAGUGUGCUAAAGUUCUUUAGGGAACUUCCUUCCCAAGAUGAUGAUGGUCAAGUUCUCCCUAUUAGUGGUCUCUGGAACACGGCGAUGGCUCACCCAAAUGAUCCCGAGUUCAUCAACUUGGGCAUAUUUGAAUGCAUGGCAGCUCUUAUAUGGAAAGGGUUGAAAAACAGGCGUUGGCUUGCACAUGAUCAGAAUAUUUACAUCCCAUAUUAUGCAGCUCACAUAAUCGGAUCAUACACAAUGAAUAUGGAGGAGUUUGCAGAGCGUGCUGUUCGUGCUGGUGUAAUACCUCCAUUAGUCGAACUGUUAAGAGUUGCCGAUCAUGGGGAAGUACUUGAACUUGCCAUUCAACUUGCUUCGAGCUCCCUAGAGAUUGUGUACUCUCACUUUUACCAGUUUGUGGAUCGAAGACUUGGCUACCAUUGCGACCUUCUUACUCGUGGCAUGGGUGGUGUGGAAAUGGAAUCCCGCAAAGCUGAGGAAUGGGCAAGUCAACUGCAGUGCUGGUCUUUGCAACUCAUUAACUGCUUUGCAUUUAAGCCUGAAUUCCUCCAUGAUACUUGCAAGCCUGAUUUUCUAGUCAAGUUACCUGGAAUGUGGGGUGGACUUGUAAAUGAGAACUCGCCUGCUGGUGUUGGUUUGCUAAGAACAAUCUGCCAGAGCAAAGUUGGCCGAGGUCAUGUUGCUAACAUUCCUGGUACUAUUGAUACUUUAUGUAACAUUGCUCGUUCUUCAGAUGACUGGCAAUACAUGGCAGUUGAUUGUCUGAUCUGGUUAGUGCAGGAUGCAAGUACUUGUCAAAAGGUUAUAGAUAAAGUUGCGCCAACACUGAUAGACUUAGCAGAUAUUUCGACACUGAGUGAUUAUAAAAAGCUUGGUGACACAAUUGUCACAGUCCUCCAAGAAUGUAUGCAACAGAGUGGGAACUCACGUGGUGCAAUCAGUGCUCAGACCAAAGCAGAAAUUGAUGAGCUUUUGAGAUCCAAGAAAAGUUUGAAAUUGGAAAAGAGUAUGCCAAAGGAGGACCUUCAUAUAAAACAAGCUGCAGCAUUGGUUGUCAAGUUGGAAGGCAAUUCACUGUUCUCUGCAGGGAACAUUGCAGGAGCUGCGGAGAAAUACUCUGAAGCACUUGCGCUAUGUCCAAUGAAAUCUAAGAAAGAGCGGGUGGUUCUUUACAGCAAUCGAGCUCAGUGUUACCUUCUCCUGCAGCAGCCAUUGGCUGCCAUAAGCGAUGCUACUCGAGCAUUGUGUCUUCAUAGCCCUGUGAAUCGUCAUGCCAAGAGUUUGUGGAGAAGAGCUCAAGCAUAUGAUAUGCUUGGUUUUGCAAAAGAGAGCUUGUUGGAUGCAAUCCUUUUCAUAAACGAGUGCUCUCAGUCAAAUGAUCCUGACUUAUCCCUGAAGCAAAACAAAGUUCCUGAUUAUGCUGAGCGAUUGGUGAAGAAGCAGAUGCGUGCCGCUUGGCUAUUCAGGGAAGCAGCUCUGAAGCAUGGGGGUGUCCAUUGUGAAGGAGAUGCUAGCGAUGCGUUUGGUCAAGAGGCUGAUGACUCUGAGUGGGAAACAGCUAGUGAAAGCGAUGCUGAGAAUGAUGCCACAGGAGAAGCAGAUGAUGAAACUGAAUGGAAGGACGAUGGCCACCAGGAAGAUUUCUGUGAGAAAAGCUGA